AUGACGCAGGCUCAGAACUAUGUCAUUCCACCAGGCUCUAAAGUCCUCGUUACUGGAGCGAAUGGCUACAUUGCCUCGCACAUCGUCAAGGCUCUAUUAGAUCUUGGUUAUCUGGUUCGAGGCACGGUACGCACGCCUAUGCCAUGGCUGGCGGAGUAUUUCGAGAGACAGUGCGGUUUAGGACGUUUCGAACUCAUUGUUGUUUCGGACUUUCAGCAGCCCGAUGCUUUUGAUGAGAGCGUGAAGGGUGUAUCGGGAGUCAUUCAUGUUGCUCAAGGCUUACCUUCUAGCACUGCUGCAGAAACCGUGAAAAGCGCAACAGCUUAUACUGUGAAUGGAGUCAUCAAUCUUUUCAAGGCUGCAUCUACACAACGCACAAUUCAGCGAGUUGUCCUCACUUCUUCUAUCGUAGCGGCAGGCUACCCUACCGGAAAAGGGUUCAAGUUAGAUGCUGAUUCAUGGGAUGAAAGCCUCGAACAGGCAUCUAAAGAUGGAACCACUGUACCCAUCUAUCGAGCAUGUAAGAUCGAAGGAGAGAGACAAGCGUGGAAAUGGGUUGAGAAGAACCAACCACACUUUGAGCUCAAUUCCGUUCUUCCAUGGCUUACAUUGGGCAAAAUUCUUCAUCCGAACAUCGGUGGUUCAACCAUGGGAUAUGUCUCUGGACUACUCAGAGGAGAUACCACGCCAUUCAAAUUCCUUCCACUGCCUUGGUUUGUGGAUGUGGAAGACACUGCUCGUCUCCACGCCAUAGCUCUGCUCAAUCCUAGCGUGCGCUCCGAGCGACUCUUCGCUACUGCAGCUCCAUUCACAUGGGGGGAUGUCAUUGAAAUUCUCAAAAGAAUCCAACCCAAUAAUGCUCGUAUUCCAGCUGCUCCUAUACAAGAGGAACCGACGCUCGGAGAUGUCGUCCCAGCAGCAAGAGCCGAGAAAUUGCUUCGUGAGACUUUUGGACAGCUUGGCUGGACCCCACUGGAAGUCAGCCUAGAGAGCGGUAUCGCAAGAGAGUAA
Messenger RNA from Penicillium roqueforti, 1011 nucleotides. RefSeq lists its product as uncharacterized. Gene Ontology annotation, molecular function: oxidoreductase activity, acting on the CH-OH group of donors, NAD or NADP as acceptor. The record is from RefSeq and is a predicted model, not a curated record. The transcript has 5 exons. The coding region runs from base 1 to 1011 and encodes 336 amino acids. NCBI's taxonomy places the organism in Eukaryota, Fungi, Ascomycota, Eurotiomycetes, Eurotiales, Aspergillaceae.